Messenger RNA from Paraphaeosphaeria sporulosa, 1050 nucleotides. RefSeq lists its product as uncharacterized. The coding region runs from base 411 to 1004 and encodes 197 amino acids. The record is from RefSeq and is a predicted model, not a curated record. The transcript has 2 exons. Lineage: Eukaryota; Fungi; Ascomycota; Dothideomycetes; Pleosporales; Didymosphaeriaceae.
ACUCGGGUCUUCAUGACUAUAAGAAGGCCAGUUAGCGGCCAUUUCUAGGGUUUUGCAUUUCCAAGAGGCCUUUCGCACACCCCAAGGAGACGACGAUGCAAAGAGUGGUCACAAACUAUGCACCGUACCUCGCUCCAAAUGCCGGAAUUUCCGCGAUGUACACGAUCGACUACACUUGAUGAAGGAACUGGAUCUCGUCGUGCAUGCAGCUCGCAGAAGCCUAGAUGCUUUUCCUGUACAAAGUAGCAUGCUCGAUAUUAAUGUUGCGCGGCAAUCAACUACACUCCCUGGCAAAAUGCACGCCUAAACUAAGAACCUCUACAACUCGCACGAGAAAAGUGAACAAAGCGACAUUUAUAAGAGAAGUGCAUUCUCACACCGUGUAGUGAAAUUGCCCCGAUCCUCUCACGAUGCAGGCCCUAGCCGUGAUCAUCAGCAGCGCUUUACUCUUCCUCACGGCGGCACAGACAAAUAGUCCCCCAGCCAACUUCGACCUCGAGUUCCACCUCGUCCAAUGCAGCAACCUCGCCAACCCUUCAAAAGACCCUAACACCGUCAACAACGCCACGCGUACUUGGUCCCACAUCGGCCUUUACAGUCCUCACACACCUCAACAAUGGCAGUACACAAUGCCGCAAGCUGCAACACCAUACGUCCGCUGGGAAGGCCACAACACGAGCGCGUUCUUCUGGGCCGACGCUCCAAACCCCCGGGGGUUUGUGAGCGUGCAGAUUCCUGCCGAAGCAGCGGCGUACAAGAUUGGGGUUGAGGCUGGCAAAGUCGUUUUCGAGGGCAGAGAGUUUCCGUGUCAGAAGAUGUUUGGGAACCCUUCUUAUGGUGGGGCAUGUUUCGAUGCGGACUAUGCGUACUGUGCAGGCUAUACAAUGUGUCAUGAUAGGUUUGUGUGCAAGGCGUAUGACCCGCCGUUGCCAAAGGACAGCGAAAAGACGUGCCCGGUUAGGCCAACGGGAUAUUGCUACCCGUAUUGGAACGCGGACGGUUAGAGACAGGGUAUACAAUCGAUUUUGCAUUCGGGAAGUAAUGGUAUUC